Molecule: messenger RNA, 309 nt
Organism: Sipha flava (yellow sugarcane aphid)
Lineage: Eukaryota; Metazoa; Arthropoda; Insecta; Hemiptera; Aphididae
Exons: 1
Coding region: 1-309 (102 amino acids)
Source: RefSeq, a predicted model, not a curated record
AUGCUCUGGGACCCAUUUGUGGUAAUUGAUUCUUGUCACUUGGAACGAGUUCAAAGGCGCUUUCUGUCGUCUGCAGCUUACAUGCUAAAAAUUGUCCAUCCUCCUCAUAACUAUACUCCAGUAUUGGACGCACUUAACCUUAUUUCUUUAGCAGAUAAACGCGUUAAAGCUAACCUGGGAUUUUUGCAAAAGUUAAUCGAUGGUUCUAUAAAUUCUCCUUCACUGCUCGAGCAAGUGAACUUUAAAGUUCCACAUCGGGCCACAAGGUCUCGAGUUCCUUUUACUGUACCUCUCCAUUACACAAAUUAG